Molecule: messenger RNA, 579 nt
Organism: Phycomyces blakesleeanus NRRL 1555(-)
Lineage: Eukaryota; Fungi; Mucoromycota; Mucoromycetes; Mucorales; Phycomycetaceae
Exons: 3
Coding region: 1-579 (192 amino acids)
Source: RefSeq, a predicted model, not a curated record
AUGAAUCUUGAACAAAACAACCCUUCUGCUUCCUCUCAAAGUACAGAAAAAUCUAGAAAAAAGGGGAAGAAAUAUGGACAUAACUUCUCAGCAAGAGAUUUAGCUUUAGUAGAAGAACUUUUUUAUGGACACUCAUUUGACAAAAAGCUCGAAAAAAAUGCGAGCUUUGGGAGAAAGUUGAGGAAGAAGGAGAACGGAGAGAAGAAUACAAGUAGUAACAACGACUUGUACCCUGAACUUGAGAGGCAACUUGCUACUCUUGAGAACGACUUGAAAGAAGAGGACGAAGACAAAAAGAAAGUGAAGAAUAAAGAGGUGGCUGAGAAAGAAAAAGGAGAUGAGUUGCUUAAAGACCACGCAACAGAAUCAUUUGAACUUCUUUGUCAAAACGCGUCUUCUUCUCCCAAGAAAAGAAGAAUUGAAGAGGAUGGAGAGGGUAUAAAUGGCAGUACUAGUCCUAAAAAAGCCCAGAAAUAUAUAGAUGAUAGUAAUACAUAUUACUUUUUGAAGGAUUUCAAGGAUGAAAUCAAGAACGUGAUGGACACUGAUGCCGACUAUGAGAUGGUUAAAACUGUCUAA